CCAAUCAAGCCAGUCCAGUAAUCUACGUCAUCUUCCUAAGAGCCCACAAUAUAAUAGUGUCCGUCAAGCUGGAAACCCUAUCGGCAGAGGGUUAGCUUCCUUCGUCUCUCGUUCCUAGAGGAACCAUAACCCCUAAUCACCAACAGCAGACAUGGGACGUAUGCACUCAAGAGGUAAGGGUAUUUCUUCUUCGGCUCUGCCGUACAAGCGGACCCCACCGAGCUGGCUCAAGAUCUCCUCUCAAGAUGUUGAAGAGAACAUCUGCAAGUUUGCAAAGAAGGGGCUGACUCCGUCGCAGAUCGGCGUCAUCCUUCGUGAUUCCCUGAAGAGUGUUACUGGAAGCAAGAUCCUUCGCAUUCUCAAGGGUCAUGGGCUUGCACCGGAAAUUCCUGAGGACUUGUAUCACUUGAUUAAGAAGGCGGUGGCCAUCAGGAAGCACUUGGAGAGGAACAGGAAGGACAAGGACUCCAAGUUCCGGUUAAUUCUGGUUGAGAGCAGGAUUCAUCGUCUUGCCCGCUACUACAAGAGGACCAAGAAGCUCCCUCCUGUCUGGAAAUACGAGUCUACCACCGCAAGCACUCUUGUGGCCUAGAGUUUUCUUUGCACGACUUCAGGCCGAUUGUGCCAAUUAAAAUGCUUUGUGAAGUUUGGUUUGAUGGGGAGUAGAGAACCUGAUGAGCUGUUAUCCUCUUUUUUAGUUCUGUGGACCUUAAAACAGUUUUGAUGUUUAGUCUAAAUCUCAUUUGGUUACCUUCCAUUUUCUUAGCUUUGAGUUUCAUGUCUGGUCGGAUUUGAAUUAUUUUACAAGUUUAUCUUGUCCUUUGAAUGCAUGGAAGUCUAUAUAUUUGGGUUAAAUUC
Molecule: messenger RNA, 858 nt
Organism: Asparagus officinalis (garden asparagus)
Lineage: Eukaryota; Viridiplantae; Streptophyta; Magnoliopsida; Asparagales; Asparagaceae
Product: 40S ribosomal protein S13-like
Exons: 5
Coding region: 152-592 (146 amino acids)
Biological process (GO): translation
Cellular component (GO): cytosolic small ribosomal subunit; ribosome; nucleolus
Molecular function (GO): small ribosomal subunit rRNA binding; structural constituent of ribosome
Source: RefSeq, a predicted model, not a curated record